Messenger RNA from Plasmopara halstedii, 735 nucleotides. RefSeq names its product 40s ribosomal protein. The coding region runs from base 1 to 735 and encodes 244 amino acids. Gene Ontology annotation, cellular component: cytosolic small ribosomal subunit; nucleus. NCBI's taxonomy places the organism in Eukaryota, Oomycota, Peronosporomycetes, Peronosporales, Peronosporaceae. The record is from RefSeq and is a predicted model, not a curated record. Gene Ontology annotation, biological process: translation. The transcript has a single exon. Gene Ontology annotation, molecular function: RNA binding; structural constituent of ribosome.
AUGGCUGCUAACAUCUCGAAGAAGCGCAAAUUCGUGGCUGACGGUGUGUUCUACGCGGAGCUAAACGAGUUGCUGCAGCGUGAGCUUUACGGUGAUGGAUACUCUGGAGUUGAAGUGCGUGUAACCCCAAUGCGUACAGAGAUCAUCAUUCGUGCGACUCGUACGCAGGAAGUUCUGGGCGAAAAGGGCCAGCGCAUCAGAGCCCUUACGUCCGUUGUACAGAAGCGAUUCAACUUUCCUGAUGGAGCUGUGGAGCUUUAUGCUGAGCGUGUGGCCAACCGCGGUCUGUGCUCGCAGGCCCAGGCUGAGUCGCUGAAAUACCGUCUCCUUGGCGGUCUAGCUGUGCGUCGCGCUUGCUACUCUGUCGUCCGCUUCAUUAUGGAGGCUGGUGCUAAGGGUGUGCAGGUUGUUGUUUCUGGAAAGCUUCGUGCUCAGCGUGCCAAGGCUAUGAAGUUCAACGAAGGGUACAUGGUCAAGACUGGUAAUGCAUCGCAGGAGUACGUUGACACUGCUGUCCGUCACGUACUGAUGCGUCAAGGUGUGCUUGGCGUCAAAGUGUCUAUCAUGUUGCCACAUGACCCUACGGGUAAGCAGGGUCCCAAACGUGCAUUAGACGAUGUAGUUACAAUUCUCGAGCCCAAGGAAGAAGUGUACCGCCCAUAUGUCGAACCAACGACUCCUGUGGUCCCUAUCGCACCUACACCAGUGGAUCCUAUGUACCAGCCUACAGCUUAA